UGUAACUGUCUUCAUGCAGGGUUCUCUCAGCUGGUGAGAACACAGCAGGUUGUCACAGCAACCCUGGGAGAGGACGCUCACUUCAGCUGCAGGCUCAUGAGACCCAAAGACGUGCUUCAAGUCACCUGGCAGAAAGUGACACCAGGGGCGAUUGAAAAUGUGGCCACCUACAACAAACGAUUUGGACCAGUAGUCAACCCACCUUUUAAGGGGAAAGUGGAGUUUGAAGACGAGGGUCUGCAGAACUGCUCUAUCAUCAUCAGAGGAGUGUCAAGAGGAGACGAGUCCUGCUACAAGUGUCUGUUUAACGCCUAUCCAGAUGGAGCUAUCAGUGGCAGGACCUGUCUCCGAGUUAAUGGUAAAAUAUGAGGGGUUAAAGGGACAUUACACUCUAAAAUCAAAAUGGUAUAAUGUGGAUUCACCUUAACACUAGACUACUUUUGAGGUCUUAAAACAAUGUGUUAUAUCCCUUUAAAACAGGAACAAUGGCCUCCAAAUGCCUUCAAUCCAUUGUUCAACCUUGACCUGUGUGCAAAUGAUUAACCCAGGAACAAUUCCCUCAAAUCAUCAUGCAUCCAUUUGACCUUGAUGUACAUGAAAACAUUAUAGUAUUUACAUUCACUGUGAUCUGUGUCUGUUGUUGUUCUGUAGAGCUGUAUGGACCCUCACUCCUCAUCACACAAACCAACAACAGUCACACCACUCUGUCCUGUUCUGCUACUGGACGACCUGCUCCUAUAGUGACCUGGGAAGACUCAGAAAUUCUAGAAAAUUUCACAAUUGCCAAUGUCACCCAUCCCAAUGGAACUGUCACUGUCACCAUAACUGCCACGGUGGCAGCAUUCAGUCUCCCUGACAAAGACACCAUGGUUAGGUGUGUAGUGUCAUCCGGCGGUGCCAUCAAGCAGCGUUCCAUGGUGAUUCCAGCUAGGGAUCAAGCUUCAUUUGCAGGUGAGAAAUGGUUAGGGUUUACACCACCAUAAUAUAUUGACAUGAUCAGGAUGAUGUCAUGAUGAUGUACUGCCUGUGUUCAUGAUGAAGUACUGCCUUUGUUCAUGAUGAAGUACUGCCAGUGUUCAUGGUGAAGUACUGCCGGUGUUCAUGAUGAAGUACUGCCUGUGUUCAUGAUGAAGUACUGCCUGUGUUCAUGAUGAUGUACUGCCUGUCUUCAUGAUGAAGUACUGUCUGUGUAUUUCUAUGUUAGGUCAAUCUCAGGUUUCUGAUGAUGACUGGAUCAGUGGUAAGUGGUUGUUAUUCUAA
Molecule: messenger RNA, 1260 nt
Organism: Coregonus sp. 'balchen'
Lineage: Eukaryota; Metazoa; Chordata; Actinopteri; Salmoniformes; Salmonidae
Source: the annotation of a GenBank genome assembly